AUGGCAACUUUGGAAGGGAGUGCACAGGGUGUUGAGCAGGGCAUUAGUUUGGGUGAUCUUCAAGGCAGUGGAAAUGUUUUUGCUGGUAGAGGGGGGAAUGUCAGGACUAGAGGUGGAAAUGUGUCUGGUAGAGGUAGUAAUGUAAGGACUAGAGGUGGAAAUGUGACUGGUAGAGGUAGUAGAGUGGGGAAUGUAAGAACCAGAGGGGGUUAUGUGUCUGGUAGAGGAUCUAAUUCGUCUAGUAUAGGAUCUAAUGCUGCUGGUAGAGGAUCUAAUGCUGGUGAGAGUGAGGGCAAUGGUAAUGUUGAGGGCAAUGGUAAUGUUGAGGUUAAUGUUGAUGUUGAGGAGGAACCACUUAUCAAGGAUGUUUAUGAAUCUGAUAAUGAGGACAUCCUAUUGUUUGAUAAUGAUAGUGAUGGGGAAGUAAGAAUGAGGGCAAGUGGAAAUCCUAAAUUUAUACAUGAUGAGAAUAGUAAGGAGUAUGCCUUUGAGCUUGGGAUGGAUUUCCCUACUCUUAUGGACUUUAAGGAUGUUGUUAGGAGUUACGCAAUUGAAGGAGGGUAUCCGAUAACAUUUGAAAGGAAUGAGAAGUUAAGAGUGCAAGCUAAGUGUGAUGUGGGCUGCCCAUGGGUCAUUUGGUGCUCUAAAAUUACUGGAGAGGCGACAUAUCAAAUCAAGACAUAUGUUAGCAAACACAUGUGCACUAGAACAUUAGACAACAAACAAGCAAGCAGUACAUGGCUUGCUAGGAAAUUGAUAGACAAGAUAAGAGGAGAACCAAACAUUAGUGCUGCUAAUUUGGUGACUUAUGUCAAGGAAAAUCUAUCUUUGGAAAUAUCAAGAACUCAUGCUUAUAGGGCGAAGAAGAAAGCACUGGAAAGCAUAGAUGGGAAUCAUCAACAACAAUAUUCUCAGUUAAGGACUUUGAAAGCUGGCUUCCUAGAAGGGCGUAGGCCUUUGAUUGGGUUGGAUGGAUGUUUUCUUAAAACAGGGUAUGGUGGUCAACUACUAACUGUUGUGUCACAGGAUGGGGCUAAUGGGAUAUUUCCCAUUGCUUGGACAGUGGUUGAAAGGGAGAAUGGAGAUUCAUUGGAGUGGUUCUUGAGGAAGUUAUUGUUGGAUAUUGGAGGCUUUGAUGCAAAGAGAUGGUGCUUCAUUUCUGACAGACAGAAGGGUUUAGUUCAAGCAAUUGAAAGGCUGUCAGAAACAUUCCAGCAAGGUAUAGAGCAUCGUUUCUGUGUUAGGCAUAUCUAUCCCAACUUCAGCAAAAGGUGGCCCGGGACUCAAUUCAGAAAAUUGGUAUAUGAUUGUGCUAAAUCAACAACAAUGCUAGUCUUUGAGAGACAAAUGCAGAAGAUUAGAGAUAUUGAUGAGGAAGCUUGGAAAUAUUUGAAUGACAUUCAACCUUGCUUAUGGACAAGAGCAUGA
Molecule: messenger RNA, 1428 nt
Organism: Tripterygium wilfordii
Lineage: Eukaryota; Viridiplantae; Streptophyta; Magnoliopsida; Celastrales; Celastraceae
Exons: 3
Coding region: 1-1428 (475 amino acids)
Source: RefSeq, a predicted model, not a curated record